AUGGCUGGACCAAAGAUUGCCUGCAUUGGCGUGAUCGGAAAAUCUGACAACCCGCUUCACAUCUCCCUCUUCCCUCCAUACACAGAUUCUACGAUUGAAUUCUCCUUCCUAUUAAAUUCGUGCCUUGACAUUUUCGAGAUCCGGCGCAAACACACAUCUAUCGACCAAGAUCUCGGUCUCCUACAUGCCAUUGACGAGAGGCUAGCAGUUUACGGCUGGCUCACAACAACGGGUGUCAAGCUGCUGAUUAUCGUGGACCUUUUUGGUCAGGAGAAUGCCAGUAAUGGAAAACCAACGGGCUCUGCAGUUAGCGGCUUGAGGGACGCGGAUGUGAAGCCAGCGUUCCGAGCUCUUCAGAGCGCAUACAUUCAGCUAUUGCAGAACCCCUUCUACUCCCCCGAUGACCACGCGCCGGCGCCAGGCUCAGCUGCAAGCUCGGCUUCCAAUUCUCUACCCAUCUCAAAUCCGAAAUUCAUCGCCGAAGUCCAGCGCAUUGGCGAAACUUGGAUUCCUGGUGCCGCCGCAUAG
Molecule: messenger RNA, 528 nt
Organism: Penicillium argentinense
Lineage: Eukaryota; Fungi; Ascomycota; Eurotiomycetes; Eurotiales; Aspergillaceae
Exons: 3
Coding region: 1-528 (175 amino acids)
Biological process (GO): endoplasmic reticulum to Golgi vesicle-mediated transport
Cellular component (GO): cytoplasm; TRAPP complex; nucleus
Source: RefSeq, a predicted model, not a curated record